CCUGCUGUUAGUCACAUGACCGAGCUCGGGAAACCUCCUGACUCCUCACUCCUCUCUCCUCCCCUCGGCCUGCUGUCAGUCUGCUCUUUUCUCUGUCUGUCUCUGUGUUUGUGUCUGUUAGCUAGCCGUUAGCUAUCAUCACCACCAACCGCAGGAACGACGCGAACAUGGCGGACACAGCCCGGGACCCUCCACCGCAGCCCGCCGACACCCAGGAUCUGAAGGACGGAGAGAAGCUGCUCCCGAAGGAGUCAGAACCAGCCAGUCUACCAGCCCAAGACAUCAGCACCAACUCAAACGGACCCAAACAAGACUCCCUGUUCAAAGAUGAUCCAGAGGAUCUGUUCGCAGAAGCCACAGAGGAAGUGUCGUUGGACAGUCCAGAGAGAGACGUCCUGCUGUCUGACGGCCCCUCACCCGCCAUCACCCCCAUCACGCCUCCCAUCUCCGUCAUCACGCCUCGCAUCGGCCACGCCCACGACGACAUGUUCACACACUCCUCCUUCGACGAGAUCGAGGAGGAGGAGGGCGGCGAUUCAAUCGACAUGCACAUAUCUGUGUCUGACCCUGAGAAAGUUGGCGAUGGGAUGAACGCGUAUAUGGCCUAUAAAGUCACAACAAAGACCUCUUUGUCUAUCUUUGCGACAAAUGAGUUUUCAGUAAAAAGGCGCUUUAGUGAUUUCCUCGGCCUCCACAGUAAACUGGCCUCAAAGUACCUGCACAUAGGCUAUAUCGUCCCUCCAGCACCGGAGAAAAGCAUUGUGGGGAUGACGAAGGUGAAGGUGGGGAAGGAGGACCAGUCGUCCAACGACUUCGUGGAGAAGAGGCGGUCGGCACUCGAGAGGUAUCUGAUGAGGACAGUGAAACAUCCGAUUCUGCUGAAGGAUCCUGACGUGCUGCAGUUUCUGGAGAGCUCAGAGUUACCGCGGGCCGUCAGCACUCAGGCUCUGAGCAGCGCUGGACUUCUCCGGAUGGUCAACAAGGCUGCCGACGCCGUCAACAAGAUGACCAUCAAGAUGAACGAGUCGGACGCUUGGUUUGAGGAGAAGCAGCAGCAUUUUGAGAAUCUGGACGUUCAGCUGAGGAAGCUUCACAUCAGUGUGGAGUCUCUGGUCUGUCACAGGAAAGAGCUGUCGGUGAACACGGCACAGUUUGCCAAGUCAGCAGCCAUGUUGGGGAACAGCGAGGACCACACAGCUCUGUCCCGGGCUCUGUCGCAGCUCGCAGAGGUGGAGGAGAAGAUCGACCAGCUACACCAGGACCAGGCCAACGCUGACUUCCACCUCUUCUCUGAGCUGCUGGGCGACUACGUCCGCCUCAUCACUGCCGUCAAGAGCGUGUUUGACCACCGUAUGAAGACGUGGCAGAAGUGGCAGGACACUCAGAUGCUCCUGCAGAAGAAACGAGAAGCUGAAGCAAAACUGCAGCACACCAACAAACCGGACAAACUGCAGCAGGCCAAAGACGAGAUCAAAGAGGAGAUUGAGGAGCUGGAGGUGAAAGUUCAACAGGGCGAGAGAGACUUUGAUCAAAUCUCCAAAACCAUCCGCAAAGAAGUCAGCCGCUUUGAGAAAGAGAGAGUGAAGGACUUUAAAACGAUCAUCAUUAAAUACCUGGAGUCUCUGGUUCAGACACAACAGCAGCUGAUUAAAUACUGGGAGGCCUUCUUACCCGAGGCGAAGGCGAUCUCAUAGAGUCCUCACAAACACAACAGACAGUCCUGACUGACUGGCUCCGGUCAAACUACACUACCCAUAAUGCUCCUGUGCCCUCAGAUCCCCCACUUCCUGCUGUUGAAGCUCUGAGUGAAGAGAGAAGUGACUUUUCUGCAGUAAAAGAAAAAAAUCAACAACAAAACUCAGACAACAUCUUUUAUUUCUGAUUAUUCUGAUGACUCUGUGAUGCGUUCAAGUGAUGUGGGAUUAAGUAAUGUCCUGAUUGAUGCUGUCACGUUUUUGCACUCAGCUGAAUAUUUUCUUUUAGGGUCAUCAUAAUUUUCUUUAUCAGAAAAUAAUAUCAAAUCUAUGUUCUGAUGUAUUUUUAUUUGAUCUGAAACCUGCGAAGAUUUUAUUUCUAAUCCCACAUGACCUGAACGCAGCAUGAGUCAAGACUUUGGUGGUGGUUUUUCUGCUCUUAAAAGAUGCUAAUGCCGUGUUUGUUAUUACAGCCAAUCACUCUGGUAAUUUAUUUUAGAGACAUAAAGAAAAGAAGAUGAUGGUUGAAGAAUCUCUCUCUGCUUGUUUUCUUCUCAGAUUUUCCUCAAUAAAAGCAGAAAUCUGCAUUCAAAAGUAAAGAAAUACUAUAUUUCCUCCAUAUUUCUUCUGUUUUAAGGCAUAUGGAGGCACAUAACUGCCAAAAAAUAGACAAGAAAAAUAUUUUAAAAAUUAGAAAUGAAUAGUAUAAAAGAGAAAAAGUAUAAAAUCAAAUCUUUUUCUUAAAGAUCUUAGAACAGUGAGUGAGUCUUCAGCUCUCUGAUUGGGCGUGUCUUGCUGCAGUGUUCUCUGGGAAAUGUAGUUCUUUUCUCUCCCAGCACAGCUUCAAAGCUGAGAUUUCCUUCAGUAAAAAGCAGCUAAGUGUCUUUGUGUUUUAAAGCAGGAAUAUAAUAUAAUAUUGAUUUGUUUUCCUUUAUAUGGCACUAUCAGCUGUCAUGGCAACAGCUGGAACACAACAGCAGCUAAACACACGAACGUGAUCACCCUCACAUGCUUUUAUUUUGAAGUUGGAGCAGGAAGCUGAUCCGGAGUCAGUGUGAAAGGACGACUGACUGCAGCCUUUGCUUUUUUGUGUCGUGUUCUUACUGUCACCUGUUCAAUCCCAUCGCUUUCUCAAAUACCUUUCAAAAUAAGAGCCUUUUUGUUUGAGCCUUAUGUUGCUGUAUGAUCGUGAAGUGAAGGCAACAUUUUUCGUUUGUCCUCUUUGAGUCGAUGAAGGAGAGAAGGAAGAAUCUCACCUCUGUGUAGAGUUUUCUGUCCUAAAAUGAAGCUUCAGUACCUCUCAGCUUCCUAUAAAUGAUUUUCACCAUAACAGUGAACUCUUAACGUAAUGAGACGCACAAACUUAACAACUCUGAAUUCUAAACUAUGAACAUUUUGGACUAUUCUGAAUAUUUUUGAUUAUUCUGUAUUUUAGGCAGCUAUAAGGAUGGAGAAAAGAUUGAUUUAAUCAUUCCUUUGUCUCCUAUAAAUAUACCUACGUAUUUAAGAGCAGCUUUACACUCAGAAAAACAAAUAUGUUCAUCAAAACUCUGUAAAAAUCACAUUUAGGAGUGUUACUUGUGUCAUUUAAGGGCCAUUAAAGUAAGACUAGGCUGAAGAAUAGUGGUUUAGACCCCAAAUACUGUUGUUCUGUUCCACCAUUGAUCCCCACAUUUAGUCUGCUCUCACAUCAGUUCCAUCUCUCUGUGGCUUAGCUAAUAAGGACUUUAUUGCAUCAUUUUCACUUUUUAUCAUUCUGACUGACUUUAUUUCAUAAUUCAGACUUUAUCUCAUUGUUUUAAGUUUCUAUGUCAUGAUUUUGACUUUACAACUCAUGAUUUUAACUUUUUAACACAUUAAAACUUAGAUUAUUACUCAAAUUCUGACUUGUAUCUCAUUAUUUUGGCCUUAUGUCAUAAUAAAGACUUUUUCACUCAUUUCAUUUUCAUACUUUAUUUCAUCAUUCUGACUUUAUUCCAGCUUACUAUCUAAUAUUUUUGACUUUUUGACUCAUUUUGACUUGCAUCUCAAAAUUUUGAGUUUUUAUCACAUAAUUUUAUUUUUAAAUAAAAUAUUUAGUUUACUACUCACAAUCUGACUUUUUUCCAUACAGUUUUGACUUUUUGACUCAUUGUGACUUACUUAAUUCAUAACU
Cheilinus undulatus (humphead wrasse) is the source of this 3849-nucleotide messenger RNA. It is a transcript of the gene snx2, whose product is annotated as sorting nexin 2. Gene Ontology annotation, biological process: early endosome to Golgi transport. The record is from RefSeq and is a predicted model, not a curated record. Gene Ontology annotation, cellular component: endosome membrane; endosome. Gene Ontology annotation, molecular function: phosphatidylinositol binding. The coding region runs from base 168 to 1694 and encodes 508 amino acids. The transcript is spliced from 16 exons. NCBI's taxonomy places the organism in Eukaryota, Metazoa, Chordata, Actinopteri, Labriformes, Labridae.